Molecule: messenger RNA, 528 nt
Organism: Pyricularia pennisetigena
Lineage: Eukaryota; Fungi; Ascomycota; Sordariomycetes; Magnaporthales; Pyriculariaceae
Exons: 1
Coding region: 1-528 (175 amino acids)
Source: RefSeq, a predicted model, not a curated record
AUGUCAGCUCUUCUUUCCUUGGCAUUGCUUGUAAGCAAUGCUGCGGCCGCCAUCAUUAUCGGAUUCGGCACCAGCACCCAGCCAAGCUUCCUCGAUCACUACGGUGGCCUUACCAAACCCGCCGCCAGGGACAUGACAGACAAGGAAGUCCUGAUUCAACGGAGCAAAGGGGACAUAUCUGCAACGUACCGAAAGACUUCACCCGGUUCAACGCACUACGUCUACGUCUCAUACAUCACCUCCCAAAUAACCGAGAAUUGGUACAAAGAGCAGGUUGGAGCGAAAGAAGGAGACGCCAAGGGUCGCGAGUCUGCAGGCAAUACGGUGGCCCGCACUGACGCAGCUACGUUCGCAUACUGGGGUCCCUGGUCUUGGAAACACGUUCGGGGGUGGUACACGGUUGAACCCAACAGCAGCAAGGACGUGUGGCAUAGGAACCCGGGCUACACAGGGCCGGAUUUCUCCGAAGAGCAGCCCGAGGCUUUAAGUCCUGCGGGGGAGCGCAGCCCAAAGAAGGGGGCGGAAUAG